GUCUCGAAAGACACCUCCAGAAGACACUGCCCGUGGGCUUCCAAAGUGCAAUCAUGGCAUACGACUACAUAAUUCCUUUUGGACGAGCGUCCUGCGGAAGGCUGAUGGUAAUCCGAUGCGUUUCAUCCAGGAUUUCCCUGGGUCUUUUGCUACUCGUUUUGAUGCCUUGAAGGACAUGACCCAUUCUUCGGAUCGGAACCACUGCAUACAUAUAAAGGACCCUACUGCAAUGUGUUACAGCGCGUACAGCGCGUAUAGCUUGAUUCUCUGUGCUGUGCUUUCCCUGGGUUUUCCUGCACUUGAUCUUGUGCUCUGAAAACUACUUUUGAGGAUCCGACUUCUGCUGCAAAUACUAGUCCUGAAUAUGCCGACCGAGAGUAAGGUCGACGUCUUGGUGCUCGGCGCAGGUCCGGCAGGGCUUAUGUGCGCGCAAGGCUUGAAGAGAGCUGGAGUGAAUGUUCGUAUUAUAGACAAGAGACCCAAAAAGGUGGCGGCUGGACAAGCAGAUGGUGUACAACCCAGGACUAUCGAGGUUCUUCAGAGCUAUGGUUUGGCGGAACGACUACUCCGCGAAGGGAACCAGAUGCACAUGGUGGCAUUCUACAAUCCUAGCCCGAAUGGUGGCAUCGAACGUACCGGGCGAACUGCCGACAUUACAGCGCCGUCAGCACGAUAUCCAUUUGAGGUAACAUUGCAUCAAGGAGCCAUCGAAGCUAUCUUCCUAGAUUCAAUGCGCGAGCUGGGGUUGGAGGUGGAUAGGCCGAUCAUUCCCACGGCUCUGGAACUCUCACAUGAUGAGAACGAAUUGAGAGACCCACAGUCAUAUCCAGUCAAAGUUACGUUGAAGCAUUUGGACUUCGGAAGUGAAGGUCAGGAUGAUACAGAGAUCGUAUACGCCAAAUUCGUUGUAGGAGCGGAUGUUCUGACCUUCUCAGGCGCACAUUCCUGGGUACGCAAAACUCUAGGAAUCAUCAUGGACGGGGAACAAACGGACUACAUCUGGGGAGUCGUUGACCUCAUACCAUCCACCAACUUCCCGGACAUCCGAAACCGCUGUGCCAUCCACUCUUCCAAUGGGUCCUGCAUGAUCAUCCCUCGCGAAGGUGACAAAGUCCGACUGUACAUCCAACUGAGCGAUAAAGAUGUCGUCGUCGAUAAAGCAACUGGGCGUGUCGAUAAGGAGAAGACGAAAGUGGGACCAGAGGAGUUAUUGGAGGUUGCAAGGAAAUCUUUCAGCCCAUUUACGAUAGAGAAGGCUGGUGAGAUAGACUGGUGGACAAUUUACCUCAUUGGGCAACGUGUUGCGCAGAAGUUCUCCGUUCAUGAACGUGUCUUCAUUGCUGGAGAUGCCUGCCAUACCCAUUCGCCUAAAGCAGGUCAAGGAAUGAAUGCUAGCAUGAAUGAUACCCAUAACUUAAUCUGGAAGAUGACCUAUGUUCUACGAGGAUGGGCAGACAUAUCUCUCUUAAGGACUUACGAAUUUGAACGUCGGAAAUACGCACAAGACCUGAUUGCCUUCGACAAGAAGUUCUCAGCUCUGUUCAGUGGUAAGCCAAGGACUGAAGAAUGUCAGGAUGGUGUCAGUCACGAAGCCUUCCUCGAGGCUUUCCAAACUUUCGGAGCCUUUUCAUGCGGCAUCGGCAUUCAUUACUCCCCCUCUUCCAUUCCGUCAAUGCCGAAUAUCACAGAGCUAAAGCAUCAAUCCCUCACUUCGCAUCAAACCGUUGGCAUGCGCAUCCUACCUCACGUCUUUGUCCGAGCUGCAGACGCACGUCCUUUCGAAAUUCAAGACCUUCUUCCAGCCAAUACGAAAUGGAAACUCGUGGUCUUCGUAGGGGAUAUUGGACCUGGGAAGAUCAAGCAAAUCGAACGCGUUGCGAAGCUGGCCGACGACCUGGGUAAAUCUACUGGUCUUCUGAAGAGGUAUGAAGAUGGUGUAUUCGAAAUCCUGACUAUAUGUGCGACGGUAAAGGAAUGCCUGAAUUAUACCGACCUUCCGGAGGUUCUGCGACCUCAUUGGUCAAGGGUCCUUUUGGAUGACGUUGACAUGUUCGGGCGCACCGGAGGCAAAGGAUAUGAUAUUUAUGGCGUUGACCCUUCGCAAGGAGCUAUCAUCGUGGUAAGGCCGGAUGGGUACGUUGGUACUGUGACACCUUUGGAAGGGGUGAAAGAUUUGGAGACAUAUUUUGAUACUUUUCUAAUUCGUACGCUAUAAUAUUGGACAAUGGGAAUGUUGGAUGCGUGGCAUUUGUCUGUCUUUCUGUACAAUAUAAAGCCUAGGUUGUAUGAUGAGAAAUACGUAAAUAGUGAAUCAUACCGUGACCC
Messenger RNA from Somion occarium, 2325 nucleotides. Lineage: Eukaryota; Fungi; Basidiomycota; Agaricomycetes; Polyporales; Cerrenaceae. The record is from the annotation of a GenBank genome assembly.